GCCGCGACUGCAGCCACAGCUGCCGCACAGGGCACCGUGUCCUAGUUCUGGGCAUCAAAACCCUGGCGGGGGGGGCCAGGGGGGGAACUGAGGCUUUCGAGCUGCUCCCAACCCUGGACGCAGAGGCCCCCGGGCCAGAGAGCGGAGCCCUGGGGUCGCCUGAAGCUCGGGGCCACGAGCCCCCUGGGCCAGACAGCGAAGCCCUGGAGCCUGCUGUACAGCGGGACACCGAAGUCCCCAGGCCGAGCUGCGAGGUACCCGUGCCCGCCGCAGAGCAGGGCGUCGAGACCACCGAGCAAGAGAGCGAAGUCCUCAAGCCAUCAGGCGAGCAGGACGCAGAGCGCCCCGGGCCGUCCACAGCUGCGGGCUUUGUGAGUCCCAAGCUAGGCAGCGACGACCCUGGGCUGUCCCAAGCGCGAAGUGCGGAGGUCCAGCGGCAGUGUCCCCCUCCGGGCCUUGAGACCUCCUCCUCCGGCGGGUCAAGCCUAUUCGAACCGCCCCCGCAGCAGCUGCCCAUGGAGACGCCCAUCGAGCGCGAAAUCCGCCGCAGCUGCGAACGCGAAGAGAGCCUGCGCCGGAGCCGGGGCCUGAGCCCGGGCCGAGCGAGCCGCGAACUCGUGGAGCUGCGCGUACGGCCGGUGCUGAGCCUGCCCGGCCCUGGCCCCGCGCCCACGCGCGCCUUGGAGCGCGCGCGGGCAGGCGCGCAGAUGCUGCGAGACAUCGAGCGGGAGGCCCACCGGCAGGCGGCGCUGGCGCGCCCCGCGGCUCCGCCACCGCGCGCCCGGUCGCCGCCGCAGCCGCUGGUCGAACUCAAGCGCUUCUUCGAGGCCGCCGCGGGGAGCAGCUCCUCGGCGGCCGCGGAGGGCGGCGGGGGCCCGCAGCGGCUGCCGGAGCCCGGAGGCCGGCCGCGCUCGGCGGGGCAGGGCGGGUGCCCGGUGCUGGCCCGCGCCCCGCCGUGUGUCGCUCCGUCACUGCUGGAGCAGGAGGUGCACGCGGUGCGCGAGCGCGAGCGGGAGCUGCAGCGGCAGCGGCGCAGCAUCUACGGUACCACCGAGCUCAAGGAGCCUGCGCCAAGCCUCACCGCGAGCAGGGGAGACGGAAAGUUGGCGGUGAUCUGGCCCCCCCGCAGAAAGGCCUCGGAGAACGGCCUGGAGCAGGAAGAGCGCAAACCUUGAGGUUUGAGCAGGCUGGGGCCUGUGGCCGGAAGUAACACAUCCGUCGCGGGACCGGGGAGGGGGCUACCCCGCGGUGCCCUCCGGAUCGGCAGACGGUCUGGAUGCGGAUCAGCUCUCUGCGCUGGGGGAGAAGAAAUCGACCGGCCCAACCUUGAUCUUGACUUUAUGAAACUGACAAGCUCUCUCCAUAAAACUGCUUAGUCCGCACUGGGAAACUGACCACCACCAACUCGGCCAACGAAACUGUCCGGCCCGUCUCCUCCCAACUGCAAACUGAACUGCCCUCUCUCCCUUGACUAUUAGAGGGUCUCAGCUGCCCCCU
This is a messenger RNA of Propithecus coquereli (Coquerel's sifaka), 1497 nucleotides long. RefSeq lists its product as uncharacterized. The coding region runs from base 516 to 1175 and encodes 219 amino acids. The transcript has 3 exons. Lineage: Eukaryota; Metazoa; Chordata; Mammalia; Primates; Indriidae. The record is from RefSeq and is a predicted model, not a curated record.